Messenger RNA from Styela clava, 1689 nucleotides. The record is from RefSeq and is a predicted model, not a curated record. Lineage: Eukaryota; Metazoa; Chordata; Ascidiacea; Stolidobranchia; Styelidae.
GAUCAUGGAGCAAAGGGAUGGAGUUGGAAAGAUGUUGAGCCAAUUUUUAAAAAAAAUGAAAACGCCGUCGACGAAAACAUCUCAGUGAAUGCAGGAAGAGGAGGUUUACUAAAUAUCAGCAUUUCAUACCAACAUCCGUUUUCUGUAAAGUUGAAGACGGCGGCAAAAGAAAUUGGUGUGGAGGAAGUUGAUUAUUUUGAUGAAAUCGAAGGAAUAUCUCCACUUGUUUGCACCAAACACAAGGGAAUAAGACAAUCGUCCUCAGACGCGUUCUUGCGAACGGGUUAUAAAGAACGAGAAGAAUAUUUGCACAUUGUAACAAAUGCACUUGUAAGCAAGAUUCACUUUGUUACUGGCGCAAAAAGUAAACAGAAAGCUACUGGUGUAAGUUACAUCAAAAAUGGUAAAAUAAACACCGUUGAAGCCAGGAGAGAAAUCAUUUUAUCAGCUGGUACAAUAAGAACUCCACAACUACUGAUGUUGUCAGGAAUUGGACCGAAAAAUCAUCUUGAAGAGAUGAAGAUAGAAGUUGUAGAGGAUUUGCCAGGCGUGGGAGCAAAUUUACAGGACCAUUUGGAGAUACUUGUUUUUCACGCAAUUGACGAUCACCAGUAUGCGACACAAUCAACAAUGGAAUCUAUCAUGGAAUACAUCAUGAACGGCACCGGAUAUAACUCAGCAGUUUGGGGUAGUGGUGUUGUGCUCCAUCAUAAGACAAAGUAUUUUGGAACUAAUGUGAGCCUAAGCACCAAAAAACGACCAUUUCCAAGUAUACAAGAAAUUUUCACCCCAAAGGAUGCACCAUUUCCUUUCAAAACAAGAGAAAACUAUAGGUUCAAUACUGCACUGUUAUUGGGAGUUCAGCAUCCUAAAUCAAAGGGUGAAAUUCGAUUGAAGUCGAAGAAUCCGUUUGACCAACCUAUUAUUGAUCCAAAUUAUCUAUCGGAAGAAGAUGAUAUAAAGAUGUAUAUUGAAGGAUUCAGAAAACUGGAAGAAUUCGAAAUGUCACAAACUAUGAACGAAAUUGGGUUUAGGCUGAUAACACCCGAAAUAUGCAACGGAUCGCUCUACACGAAGCCUCCCAGGCCAGAUGAAUUUUACCGAUGUUACGUAAAAAGUUAUGGCGUUGGAUAUCACGCGUGCUGUACUGCUAAAAUAGGAAAAGAAAAUGAUGAAAUGGCAGUCGUUGACGAACGACUUAGGGUUCGAUAUGUCGAGAGCCUAAGAGUUGCCGAUGCAUCCGUCAUGCCUCAUGAGACUUCAUCUAACACCCAAGCUCCUUGUUAUAUGAUUGGACGGAAAGCGUCGGAAAUGAUAAAGCAAUAUUGGAACAUAUAAUUGCAGUACCGUAAACUGUACUGGAUUUCCCCCUGUCCUUGGCCUCAGAAUAAUUCGUCUAUACUUCACCACUACAAAAAUUUUGGUGCAUAUUUUGAGAGUGAUUUCUUGAGUUUGCGAUUACAAACUGGCUUAAAUGUUCAAAAUCAUAUUUAAAUUCUGCUGUUUUAAAAGUGUAUAUUCAUAGAUAGUGUUAGCCAGAUCUACCAUACCUUUUCUGUUUUUUCUUUAUUACUUAAACUAAACCAACUAAACUAAAUCUUCACAAGAAAACUGACAAUUAAGUUAUUUGAUUCAUACCUAAAUUUUGUAAACCUAACUUCAGAUUAAUAGAAACAAUAUUUCAUAUCU